AUGGUGAGAGGUCCAAGUUGCAAUGAAAAGGAAGUAAAGAAGGGUCCAUGGAGUCUAGAAGAGGAUAAGAAACUCAUCGACUACAUAAAUAAGCACGGCCAUGGUAAUUGGCAUAAGCUUCCAAACCAAGCAGGCUUAUUGAGAUGUGGAAAGAGUUGCAGGCUGCGUUGGACCAACUAUUUGCGACCUGAUAUAAAGCGUGGAACUUUCUCUUCUGAAGAAGACCAAAUAAUACAGUUCCACCAUGCAAGGCUCGGAAACAAGUGGUCCGAAAUUGCGAAGCAAUUGCCUGGGCGGACAGAUAAUGACAUAAAGAAUCACUGGAAUACCCAUCUCAAGAAAGGGCUCAAAAAAUUGUUUGUGAAUCCCCACACUGGUCAACCCAUAGACCCCAAAAAAUAA
Messenger RNA from Cryptomeria japonica (Japanese cedar), 402 nucleotides. Its product is annotated as transcription factor MYB41-like. The record is from RefSeq and is a predicted model, not a curated record. The transcript has 4 exons. The coding region runs from base 1 to 402 and encodes 133 amino acids. NCBI's taxonomy places the organism in Eukaryota, Viridiplantae, Streptophyta, Pinopsida, Cupressales, Cupressaceae.